ACGAGUUCAGCUCGUCUGUUUGAGCGGGGGUGACACAAGGCAAGAGAUGGAAAGAGAGGGGAAGGUCAGGACACAAGCAGGGGUUUGUCUAAUCUGGAACACCUCCCCCUCAUCCCCCAUUCUGUUUACCUGCUUGAACAGUUUGAAAGGAGCUCUGUGUGCACUCAUGUGUUAGGGAGGGGGUAGGGAGAGUAGAAAAAGGGGACUGCCAUCACUACACCACCUUCUUGGGGUGAGCAACCAGAUCUUAAAGGGACAAAUAGCUCACAAGACAUCCACAUUUGAAUCAUCAAGUGUGUCUACUUAUACGAAAUGCCUUACAAACUCUGGAUCGCUCUGUCAGUCUGGCUUUUGCUGCCAAUCUCUGGAGCUGAAAAGCAGAUGCCUAAACUCUCUGACAAGAAACUCUGUGCCGACUCCGAAUGCAGCCAUCCUAUCUUGAUAGCUCGUGCACUGCAGGACUACUACCCUGGAGACUGCAGGUUCAUCCCUAUCAGACAGGGGCAGCUCGUCUAUGUAUAUGCAAUGCUAAAGGACAGAGGGAACCUCUUCUGGGCUGGCAGCGUACAAGACUCCUAUUAUGGACAGCAGGAGGCUCGCAUUGGCCACUUCCCCAGCAGCGUAGUGGAGGAGACACAUCCUCUCAUGCCAGCCAGCACUGAAGUCAAAACUACUAAAUGGGACUUCUACUGUUACUGAUAAAGAGAACAACGACAUGCCAAGAUAAUGCUCUCUGGUAUCAUUUGAUCUUACCAACAUUUUUGACAGAAUAUACUAUAUGUAGGUUAUAUUUAGGUUUCUAAUCUGCACCUUAGAAGACAUGGGUAACAGCUCUUCACAACAAUAAAUGAUUGUAGACUGAGAUCAGCGAAAGGCUUCAAAGCACCAAAGAAAGAACUGUUGCUGCUUAAUGCUCUGUAAUAUUCCAUCAUAAUGUCUGUAUGUGUUUUUAAAAUAUUAAACGUAUUUGAAAGUUAUAAGUUCAA
Molecule: messenger RNA, 986 nt
Organism: Scatophagus argus
Lineage: Eukaryota; Metazoa; Chordata; Actinopteri; Scatophagidae
Gene: mia
Product: MIA SH3 domain containing
Exons: 4
Coding region: 313-699 (128 amino acids)
Biological process (GO): extracellular matrix organization
Molecular function (GO): protein binding
Source: RefSeq, a predicted model, not a curated record